AUGUCUGACCAGGAGGACCGCAUGUUGGAAAGCGACGACGAUGAUAUGGCUCCCCUCACCUUUCAAGAUGCAGCUCGACAAGGCGAUGAAGACGAGCCUCGACCUUUCGAUCUUGCCGACGUCCCUUCAUCGGUCGAGGCAGAUGAUGCCUUGCCUCAGACCGAGAUCCUCGAGUGUCUCUUCAUGUCCCAGGAUGGAGGGCGUUCCACGGGUCGUACCUGGGAGCAGACAAAGGUGCAGUCAGUCAACCUCUCCACCCUCGCCAGGACCUUCAAGAAAGGCGACAAAGCAACUGCAAUUAAUUUUUUGCAUCGCCGCUCCGCUCUUCGGCUCGACGACGACUUCUACUACAACAAUGAAGAUGAGAUGCUUGCGUGGGACGCCUCGAAUCAUUUCCUCGACUUUUGCCUUGUCGUAGGAGGCUCCAUCGGUUUGCACGCAUUACUUCCGAACAGGGUCGUCGACCACACCUUUUCCAUCGCCCUCAACCUAUGUCUGCCCACCCGUCUCUUUCGCCCCAAGUUCGGCAAAUUGGGUUUUGAUCCCACGGGCUGCAUGUUGGCGAUCGGCACUGGACCUUCCUGUGAAUAUUGGCUGGCAUUUUGCCAUCAAGAGAAUUUGGACGACAUCGACAUCGCCAACAAUGUCCCCCUUCUGAGCGACAAACAACAUGGCGACACCAGACUGUCGUCCUCGCACUUUCGCAUGGCGGUAAUGUUCUUGGCGUACGCCCUCUCCAAAAAUCCCAAUCUCCCCAUCUACGUCAUGCACCAUUAUGGCACCGACGAUGACCUGAGCACGUGGAGGAUCAAGGACGUGUCAAAUAUAUAG
Suillus subaureus is the source of this 831-nucleotide messenger RNA. RefSeq lists its product as uncharacterized. The transcript has 2 exons. The record is from RefSeq and is a predicted model, not a curated record. NCBI's taxonomy places the organism in Eukaryota, Fungi, Basidiomycota, Agaricomycetes, Boletales, Suillaceae. Bases 1 to 831 code for a protein of 276 amino acids.